Penicillium cinerascens is the source of this 651-nucleotide messenger RNA. RefSeq names its product phosphoglycerate mutase-like protein. NCBI's taxonomy places the organism in Eukaryota, Fungi, Ascomycota, Eurotiomycetes, Eurotiales, Aspergillaceae. The coding region runs from base 1 to 651 and encodes 216 amino acids. The record is from RefSeq and is a predicted model, not a curated record. Gene Ontology annotation, cellular component: cytoplasm. Gene Ontology annotation, molecular function: phosphatase activity. The transcript has 2 exons.
AUGGUGCCAGCAAAAACAAUCCAUAUUGUCCGCCACGCGGAAGGCUUUCAUCAACUCCCCCGUGAUCAUCCAAAUGCCUUGGUUCGUGACCCAUCUUUGACAGCCCAUGGCAAUGAACAAAGCAAGCAAUUCAGCCAAAAGUUUCCCUACCACUCCUGUACCGACUUGCUGUGUGCAUCUCCACUCCGCCGGACCAUCCAAACUGCAAGCCUCGCUUUCGCGCCCGAGGUCGAUAGAGGGUUGAGGAUCCUUGCCCUUGCAGACGCUCAAGAGACAUCCGACGCGCCAUGCGAUACAGGAAGUGACGUGUUCAAGCUAGCCUCGGAGUUCGGGGAGGUAUUGGAUGUUUCCCUCCUCCAAGAGGGAUGGUAUGAGAAGAAGGGCAUCAAUGGCACCAGCGAAGAGGCGCUCCGAGCACGUGCAGCUCGAUUGAGGAGGUUCUUGCGAGAAAGACCCGAGAAGAACAUCGUUCUUGUCUCCCACGGUGCUUUUGCGCACUACAUCACGGAGCACGUGGAUCUAAAGGGGCACCAAACAGGCGAAUAUUGGCGCAACGUCAUGUGGCGGACUUAUACGUUCAGGUCCGGUGAGGAUGAGGACGCAAAAAUGCUUGAAACGGAUGAGUCAAUGCACAGACACGAGAAGAAUUAA